Molecule: messenger RNA, 1080 nt
Organism: Leptinotarsa decemlineata (Colorado potato beetle)
Lineage: Eukaryota; Metazoa; Arthropoda; Insecta; Coleoptera; Chrysomelidae
Product: zinc finger MYM-type protein 1-like
Source: RefSeq, a predicted model, not a curated record
AUGGACAUUUCUUUGUACAAAAAUAAGCGGCUAUCAGGCACAGAGAAGUUACACGUUUUGGAAAACUUGAGGGCUCCAUCUUCCAACUACAAGUUUCCAGCGACGACUCAUGGAAAACAGGAGAGGAAGUUCUUGUAUUCCUGGUUGCAAAAGUAUAAGUGGUUGUCAUACUCUGAAAUAGAAAACCGGGCUUACUGCACUUAUUGUGUACUCUUUGCUCCAACUGAAGUGGGUAUGAGAUCAUCCCAGAAAAUAGGCCAGCUUGUCCAAGAAGGAUGCCAAAAUUGGAAAAAAGCUAUUGAAAAAUUUGAGUCACUUUUUCAAUUACAAUACCACAAACACGCCAUGAUCGUUCUCAACAAUUUGAAAACAGUAAUGGAAGAGAAGAUGAAUGCCAUAGACAGAUCUUUAGAAGUAGGCAAAGCCAAUCAGGCGAAAGAAAAUGCGGAGAGGUUAAAACCCAUAAUAGACACGGUAAUUUUUUGUGGACAACAGGGAAUAGCUCUUCGAAGCCACAGAGACUAUAGAGACUUCAACUUAGACGCAAUGCCAGAUGAUAAUGAGGAGAAUUUCAGAACCCUAUUGCGGAUGCGUAUUGAAGUAAGUGCUGAAAAAUUAAGAGACCAUUUCAUAUCAUGUGGUAAAAAUGCCACUUAUAUAAGCUGGAACAUCCAGAACGAAAUCAUUGAUGCUUGUGACAAAGUAAUAAAAAGUCACAGAGUCAAAGAUGUUAAAGAUGCUACUUUUUUUAGUGUGUUAGCUGAUGAGAGUACAGACGUGUCGACUCAAGCACAGGUUUCCCUGUCUGUGAGGUAUGUCUCUCAUAACACGAAAGAUGGUUAUAAGAUUAAUGAAAAGUUUUUGCAGUUUGUGCCUCUUGAGUCAACGACUGGCGAGGUACUUGGAGAAACACUCUUGAAAGGGCUUGAAGAGUGCAAUCUUGAAAUAAAAGAUCUGAGAGGACAAGGAUAUGAUGGCGCAUCAGCCAUGAGCGGAAAGGUCAAAGGUGCUCAGGCUAUUGUGUGCUGCAGAACCGCAAGGCAGUAUAUGUACACUGCGCGUCACACACCCUUAACUUAG